AUGGCAGAGGUCCUUAGGCUGUAUAAUGGCAACACUGUAGGACAGCAGUUUGGUCCAAAAUGCUGCAGAGGUGACCGAAUCGGUUGUGGAAUAUCCCUGGACUCUGAUGAUGGACAGUUAACUGUGUUUUUUACCAAGAAUGGCAAAGAAGUCGGCAGUGUGGAAAUCCCAGCAUCUCCUGAUGCUCUCUACCCUGCUGUGGGAAUGCACUCUCUGGGGGAAGAAGUGCUGUUGGACCUGAACGCUGAAUGGGGGAUGGAGGAGGAUGAUGGACAGAUGAUAGUGGAUAGCCAUGAAGAGGACUGGGGCCGUCUUCAUGACGUCAAGGAAACCGGCACGCUGCUGGAGUACGUGGGUAAAGGGAAGAGCAUCGUGGACGUGGGCUUGGCUCAGGCCCGUCGGCCUCUCAGCACGCGCUUCCACUACUAUGAACUGGAGAUCACAGAUGCUGGAGAGAAGUGUUACAUCGCCCUGGGGCUGGCACGCAGGGACUACCCCAAAAACAGACAUCCAGGUUGGAGCAGAGGGUCCAUAGCCUAUCAUGCAGAUGAUGGCAAGUUGUUCCAGGGCAGUGGGGUCGGGGAUGCCUUUGGACCACGCUGCUUUGAAGGCGACAUUAUGGGCUGUGGGAUCAUGUUUCCACGCGACUACAGCCUUGAUGAUGAAGUGGAUGACUGGGACUUCGAUGUGCCUCCCAAGGCCAGUGAGGUUCAGAAUGACUUGUAUGCAAGCAAUGACGAUGAGGAAGAUGAGCGAGAAGAUAUGGAGGGGAGAAAGGUCACGGUGUUCUUCACCAGAAAUGGAAAGGUGGUGGGCCGGAGGGAAGUGGCCUUACCUGUAGGAGGCUUGUACCCCACGAUUGGCAUGAUGAGCACUGGGGAGAAGGUCAGAGUGGACCUGCACCCCCUCAGCGGCUGAGCAGAGUGGAGGAAAUGAAAACCAAGUGGUGAAAUCAGAGUAAGGAUGAAUGAUGGAGCUCCGGUACAUUUUGGAGAUCCGAAAAUACAUAGUACCUCCAAGAUGUUACUUGAAAAGUCACUGACCGUGGCUCCCUCAUGCUGUAAGAAUGAUCAAACAUUCUGGCAGAAAGUUUUUCAGUAAGAGUGAUCAAAAUAAUGCAGGUUAAUGUUACAUGCGUGCCUCAGAGAAGUGCUUCAUAAUGAAAAUGUUUUACAGGAAACUGUUAAACCAUGGGUUUGUAAGGGUAAAGCACUAUUUUUGACAAUGCCAUCACACAAAGUAAAGUUAAUAAAAUAACAUGCCAAAAAAGGGUCUCACCAGAAUAAUGAAUGUAAAAAUCCAAUUAGAGCCCAGCUAACAAGUGGACCCUCUUAUCAGCAAUAAUAAAUUUCAACAGCGCCACUCUCACAGCCUGCAGUCAUAUUGUCCUUGUUACCGGAGGUCUGCUGUUCUUCUCCCUGUUGGUGGUGCGUUACUGACACUCAGUGGUGAGAGUGAUAGUCUAAAUAAUGCUCAUAAAGUCUUCCAAAAAAAAAAGAAGAGUAGUGCACUGAAUUAACCGUGAGUAUAAGUAGCUGCUUUAUGGCUGUGGUUCUGUACGAGUGUUUGUGCUUGUUCAGACAUGGGAGUCAUUAUGGCAUAUUUUCUGGCAGCCGUGCAAACCGCAUGAAGUAGGAAUUAUGGGAUAAUUAAAUGUAAUAACAAUUUAUUGAAAUUAAAUCCAAACCAUCAUUACGACCUAUAACUGUUAAAAUGGAGUAAGCAGUUUUAAAAGCAAAAAAUCCAAAUCAUGUUUUUAUAUCAUGACUAGCUGUAGUCGUUUUUUAAAUCAGGUAUAGUUUUAACCAAAUUGUAGACGAUGUACUGUCUUAAUCACGCCAACAAUUUAGGGAUAAACAUUUGUGACAGUAAAACCAAAAUCAUGUUAGAGGAAGAACCCCAAACAUAUUUAGACCAACAAUUACCGAGGUGACUGUAUGAGUGUUGACAUAUCAGCAUAUUGCUUUGAAUGUGUUUUUCAUACAUUUGGUGUCAACGUGUACCUACACACGUUCUUCAAUCAUGAAUCUUACAGUUUGCCUUACACACACACACACAGAAACCAAGAAGAUUACUGAUCUCUAUAUUUAAGUUAACAAAAGUAACUCGCAAACCAAACCCAGUUUAGCCUUCACAGAAGAAAAUACACAUUUUCAUGAUAUGAGUCGUGAUAUUGAUAUUUUCUGCGAGGCAUUUUGGAUGAAAUGGAUACCAAAUGUCUCAAAAAGGGAAACCUGUGAGGAGCAAUUCUCUUGCGUCUUAAACUCUGUCAGGGCAAGAAUAAUUGAGGACUAAACAUGGUAUAGCUGUAAAUAUGUUGUUAGUGCAACAUUUGAAUAUUUUGCUAAAGAUCUGAAUGUUGAAAGUGAAGCCAUACUGUAACAGAUAUAUAUGCUGCUCUCAGGUAUAUUUGACAAUCCAAAUAAAAUACCUUGUCUUUUCUAUGGGUUUUUGUGAUUUUGCUGUGAGUUGAAAUCAACCAGUGAUUUCCACAAACCUGUAACACAUUUUUUAUUAUAUUUUUUAUUUUUUGGGUCACAAACUGGGUUAUUGUUUUCCUAAGGAAUCGAUCUUUUUAAAAGUUAAGAAAACUUUGACUGUUUCCCCCGACUCUUUACAAUGGUAAAGAUGUAGUUCUUUUUACACACAACACCUACCAUUUACCAAAUAAAGGUGCUGCUUCUAGUAUCAAUUCAAACUACACUUAUAACAGGCCUCUCUGCAGAUGUCUGUGCUACAUGUUGAGAUAUAUUAAUAAAAAAAUAUAAGAAUAGGCUGUAAUUUAGAAGGGUUUUCAUUUUACCUGUAUUUCUGUGUAUUAUUUUUUCCAUUUUUUAUUUGUUAUAAACAUAACUUCAUUGACGUUGUUGAAGUUUUACAACCAGAGUGCUUUUAAAAUGUUUGACCUGAGCAAAGUGCCUGUGUGAAUUGGUCCAGUCUGGACCCUGAUACACCUGGUAGUAGGACCCAGGUGUAGGUUUUUAGUUUAUGCUGACUCUGAAGUUAGUGGAACCACAUUCACACUGAAAACCUCCCUCCAAAGAUGCCACAUGUCUGUAAGUCACAGAAAGGAUCUGAAAACACCUCAUUGGAUCCAUGAAGUGGACUCCAUAUCCUGCCAGGAUAUUCAUUUGAAUAAGGAAGAAUUGCAUCCAUGAGGUGUCUCCAUGGUCAGCAAGAAAAUGUAAAGACUCUGGUGUUCAUGUGAUGCUCAUGUGCUGCUAAUAUCAGCCUGUACUGUAGACAGGGUGUACUCGUGUCAUUUUUCACAAUCAUUGUCUAGUUUUGGUGAUUCAUCAUCUUAGUUCACGAGAGCUAAUAAUGGUGUUCUGCCACACAGUGUUACUAUUCAGCCCUACUUUGUCUUUUGUGUAAUAAAUCAUGAAUGAAGUUGAAUCAGGCCAAAAAUAAUUUUAAAAUAUAAAGAAUAUUUAUAUUUACUGCA
Micropterus dolomieu (smallmouth bass) is the source of this 3445-nucleotide messenger RNA. RefSeq names its product SPRY domain-containing protein 3-like. The transcript is spliced from 8 exons. Lineage: Eukaryota; Metazoa; Chordata; Actinopteri; Centrarchiformes; Centrarchidae. Gene Ontology annotation, molecular function: protein binding. The record is from RefSeq and is a predicted model, not a curated record. Bases 1 to 918 code for a protein of 305 amino acids.